This is a messenger RNA of Oncorhynchus tshawytscha (Chinook salmon), 4929 nucleotides long. Its product is annotated as regulation of nuclear pre-mRNA domain-containing protein 2-like. NCBI's taxonomy places the organism in Eukaryota, Metazoa, Chordata, Actinopteri, Salmoniformes, Salmonidae. Gene Ontology annotation, biological process: mRNA 3'-end processing. The coding region runs from base 95 to 3109 and encodes 1004 amino acids. Gene Ontology annotation, cellular component: RNA polymerase II, holoenzyme. Gene Ontology annotation, molecular function: RNA polymerase II C-terminal domain binding. The transcript has 10 exons. The record is from RefSeq and is a predicted model, not a curated record.
AGUUUUCAGAAUCUGACCCUAGAUCUGUAGGGGGCGUGUCUCCUCUCGCCUGUCUGACACACUUUUGCUACCUUCAUGACUCAUUGCGGUGUCCAUGUCUGCAGUACCAGAGAGGACUGGAAAAAUGGCGGCGGGUUCUGGAGCUGUUAGCGGCCAUGGUGGCCGCGGCGCUUUGGAGGCCACCCUGGACCGCAGAUUCCAAGGAGUAUCCAACACUAUGGAGUCUAUACAGGGACUGUCGACCUGGUGCAUUGAAAAUAAAAAGUAUCACAGCCUUAUCGUUCGGUACUGGAUGAAGUGGCUCAAGAAAUCGGACACCAACCACCGUCUGAAUCUGUUCUAUCUAGCCAAUGAUGUAAUACAGAACUGCAAGAGAAAGAACGCCAUCGUCUACCGCUCAGCCUUCGCUGAGGUGCUCCCCAACGCUGCACUAAUGGUCAAAGACCCGAAGGUGCGUAAGUCAGUGGAGCGGAUCUUCACUAUCUGGGAGGAGAGAAACGUCUAUCCUGAGGAACUCAUCACUCAGCUCAAAGCCAACCUGGCCAAGAAGGAGAGAGAGAGGGAGAAAGAGAAGGCUAAAGAGAUGCCUCCUCCGCCAGCCCCAGUCAACCCCAAAGCUGCCCUGAAGUCCAAGAUUGUGGCUGAUUUCAUACCCCAGUCGUUCAUCGAGCAGCUGGCAGGCUUCAAACGGGUGGUGGAGGAGGAGGAGCUGAGGGAGACCCAGCUGACAGCUCUCAGAGUGGACGUCUGCAGCACGGAGGCCCUCAAGAGACUCAAAGACAAGGCCGGAGGGAACAAGUUUGCCAAGGACUUUGAAGAGGGCAGUCAGAAGCUGCAGGAGUUUGUCAGUUUCCUGGAGAACCAGAUGCCUGUAGGGCCCCCUCUGCUGGAGGCUCUAGGAAACGCAGACGUCUUCUAUGAGAUGCAAUACAAGGAAGUUAAGAUCGUGGCCAGCGCCUACAAAACCUUUGCCAACCGCGUUGUCAACCUCAAACGUAAACUGGAUGCCCUCAAGUCCUCCCUUCCCGGUCCCGAGGACUCUCCCACCCCCUCCCCCUCUGAGGACGCUCCCUCACCCACCGGCUCUGACUCCCCCUUCCUGGGGCUGGGAGGAGACCAAGGGGGUAGGCUGGGCUUUGACCCGGACCUGGAUGGGAGUGCCAUGGACGAGAGGGACAUGGGGGUUGUGAGAGAGGGGGACAACAGAGAUGUGGAGGACAUGGAUCUGUCUGAGGAGGACAUGGAGACAGCCAACACAGCAGAGAAGCAGUCGUCAUCAGCCACCAUUUCCAAGGUGACCAGCUCCAAGAUCGCAGCGAAACCCGCCCCUGUCACACUCAUUCGAACCUCCACCGAAUCCCCUCUCAAAAAGGCAGCCUCGUCUACCCCCACGCCAGUGACCCCCAGCACCCCUACAAGCGCGGGUGUGAGUGGUCCUAGUGGUCCGACCGCUCCGCUGGGAAUGAACCUGGCCAAUGUGGACCUGGGCAAGAUCAGCUCCAUACUGAGCAGUAUCACAUCAGCCAUGAAGAACACAGCAGCCAGCCCUGUGUCUCGCCCCUCCCCUGGAACCCCCACCACCCCCUCUGGCCAAUCAUCUUCCUCCAAAACCCCAGUUGGCCCCACCCCUCCUAGCCCAGCCCUGGCCAGCAUCCUGUCCAGAGUGAACGUCACCCCUGAAGGCAUCCUCAACGCCCUGGCAAAGACCCAAACACAGAGUCUGUCCUCUCUGCUGAGGUCUGGUAGCUCCUCCUCCUCUGCCCCCUCCUCCCAUGCCUCCCCAGACUCCUCAGCAGCCAAGGGCCCCCCCACACCCACCACUCCUAGCAACACCAAACCCCCCCUGACCAACAGUCUCAAACGAGACACACCUGAGAGGAGCAGAGGAGCCAGGGAUUGGGAGAAAAACCGAGAGGCCUCCCCUCAUCCUCCUCCUCCCUCUCUCCCUAGCCGCUCUGUCUCUCCUCCCAGCCUAGAGUCUAAGAUCAACCGUUUCCUCCAGGGGAACCCAGGGUUCAGUCUGGGCCUGGGGGAUGGGAGCCCUCUGCUGGGGGGAGACGGGGUAGACGGGACCCCUGUCAGGGAUGAGAGCGGGGGCACCCCCACCCAGGACGAAAUCAUGGACACACCAGGGGGUGUCUCCUCCGACCCCCUUGGCAUCAACAGUGACCCCAAGAGCUUAGGCUCAUCCAUAGGACAUGAUCUUUCACCCACGGCCUACCGCAGUGACCCUUGGGACGCCGUCAUCACCCCAACAGGAAGCAGCAGCGACGUGGACUUCCUCUCUUCCUCUUCUCGUUUCCAAGGCUACGGAGCGGGGAAGAAGGCCGCCAAGCUGAAGGAGGAAGAUUCGAAGAGGAAGAUUAGCUCUUCAUCACUGGGAAGCAGCAAGGUGAAGAAGGAUGGACAAAACAGUCACGGGAACAACAGAUCAGCUGAAGGAGAGAGGAGAGCGUCCAUAGGUUCUCGCAAGACCAGCAGCGGGUCAGAGGAUGGAGGAAUGAGUGGAACGAGGGAUGGAAAGAGGGGAGGAGAGGAUGGUGGGGGCUCAUCUGACGGGGAGGGGGGGCAGUACCACCGUAUCGAGACGCUGGUGUCGCCUUGCACAGAGGGAGCACCUUUCCAAUCACUGGGGGGCUUCUCAAACCGCCAGCCAACCGGAGAGCGCAUCCAGACGGUGGAAAGUAUCCGCGUGAUUGGACAAGGGCUGCGUCGCGGGGGUGGAGAAGGGGGGAGGCCAGGCGGAGGGAUGUGGUACGAUGAGGAAGGGUACCUGGAUACCCAGCCCCCCUCACCUUCCCCUCAGGGCGGCUCUGACGACAUGACUUCACCCCCAUGCCUCCCCCGACCUCACACCACCACCUUCCUCCUCAUCCUCAUUCUAAUCACCCUCCCCACCCUCAUCCGCAUGGCCCCCCACCCCAGUUUCAGAUGCCCCCUACCAUGGGGAGAACCCCCAGGGUCCCCUCCCCUCACACCUCCACCAUCAUCACCCCCUCCUCCCUUCUUCAACUCCCUCCUCCACCCAUCCCACGCCCUCCACCCCCUCCCAUGCCCCAGCUCCCUCCACCCCCGUGCAACUUCCUCCCCCCCUCAGCAGUCAUGGUAGGCGGGGUUCUAGUCCCCAUUGACCGCCAACUGCCCCUCCCUCCCCAGGUCCGCCCAGAUGGAGGAGACCGAGGGGGGAUGGGAGGGGGACCCAGGGGGGGUAAAGGUGGUCCCACUCCCCUCAUGUCCUCUCUGUUAGGGGAGCCCCCUAAGAUGCCUCGUCCCGGCACAGUCAAAGAGCAUUUCACUCCCCGCCACGCACCCCCUCUCCACCGCCCCGGCACCCCCGGUGCCCCGCCUCCCUUAUUGGGCCGUGUCAAGGAUGGCAUCAACCUCCCUCCUCCACCCCCUCCUCCUCCACCCCUCCCUCUCCCUCAGGCGACCCCCUGCUUCCUCGCCCCCAAGCUCCUCCACUCCAGCACCCUCCAGCUAGCCCGCCUGCCCAGCCCCGACACCCCAACCCCAACCAUCCACACCGUCCCUCGCCAUCCCUCCUGCGCCUAUCCUCCCCCAACCCCCGCCCCCAUCAACUCCACCCCCAGAGACCUCUACUCCACCCUCGCGGCCCCCCUGUCCAUCCGCACCUAAACCGCGAGCCACCCAUGUUCCGCGGGGGCAAGCGUCCUGGCCCUCCAUUCGGCGGGGGCCGAGGAGGUCCCUUCUACCCCCCCAAGAGACCUUUCUUACCCCCACGCUAUUGAAAUGUUAACCAUGACAAGCUGAAUGAAAAGCGACCCACACACCUAGCUACCCAACACGGGGAGAAGAUGUGUAGAACCCUUAUGGUAUGAGCCCAGUCUGUCCUCACUAUGUUAAUCCUAGUGGAGUCAUUUGUUUUACUACAUUUAGCUGAUCGCACCUUGACACAAACUAGCACGUCACCUCACCACAAUACAGUACCAGCUUAGCAAUUAUGCACAGUGUUAUGGAUGAAAUGGGUAACCAAACCAAAUCUGCCUCCCCCUCCCCUCCUCCGAUCCCCAGGAGCAACAAUGUUCUCUGCUUCCCCUCACUAAAGCAGAGGGAGUAAUGGAGGUGUGAACUAGAAGGAAGACGACAAGCACAGAUCAAAUAGAAACAGAAACAGGUGGUUAUUCUAUUUCACUAAAAUUCUACUUACCUCCGGUAUUGUGUGAAUAAGCUGAUAUAAACACUUUCAGAGAGAGAGAGAGAGGGAUAGAUGGGAUUGGCUGGAAGGAUGGGAUGGGCUGGAGGGAGGGAGGGAUAGAUGGGAGGGGCUGGAGGGAUGGGAUGGAUAGAUGGGAGGGGGUUUGAUUGAGGAGCAAAGUUGCUCCCUGAGAGUGUGUCCUAAAUACAACCAUUUUUCUCAAUAGGAUUUGGUUAUCCAAAUGAGUGCUGACUUUAUGAUCAGUGCUGUUGUGGAGUUUCUCCACCAUAACCCCAACGUGCUCCCAGUGCAUCGUAUUGCAAAUAAUAACCUUGUUUCUCUCCUAGAGGUUUUCAUGCUUAAGUCUCUCUUCCCUCUGUAUAUUUCUCAGCUUUUAAAUGUAUAGACUGAAUGAGUUGGCUGUGUUGCGACUAUUAAACCUCGGUUGUUUGUGUAAAGAGCAGAGUCAUCGCUAUUUGCUAACUUGUGAUUGACGCCAUUGUGAAGAAGCCUUAGCUUUAGUUACACACCGAGGCAGCGAUGUUUGUGCUUCUCAUUGCUCUAACAAAACACCACUCUGUCCAGCUCCAUUUCUCCAAUCUGAGGGGGGGUGAAGAAUCGUCCAGUGUAAAGACGCAUUUAACAGAUAAUGAUGAGUUGCGGAGACUCUCAGUAGUUGAGGCGGGUGCUUUAGAAGUUUGAACUAUGAACCCGACUCUCUACUAGGCCUUCGCUACCUGUAUUGUCUUUAAUAAAAUCCAGUUUCAACCCAA